AUCAUUGCGAUUUUCUGAUUGAUUCUACCUAUGCACGGUGUUUAUGAGAAUGACGGCAUUUUCGAGACAAAAUGCCGUCGUUGACGUUCGAAAAAAUGUCACUAUUAACCAAGGAACAUCGCCUCUCAGUCAAGCCGUUUGCUGCAGUCCCGGCUCUGCUGGACCUUCCUGAGAUCAAACGCGGAGCCUCAGCCUCGAAUGUCUCCUCCUGCCUCUCAUCCAUGGGCGGCAGUGUCGAUCUUGAGGAGGGUUGCCUCAUUACAAAAUCUGUGAAGUAUGCGCACCGGCUUGCUUACAUGGUCAAUGCAGCGCACUCUGGGGAUGCAAAGCCAAUUCAGGAUCUCCUUGAGUUUGACUUGAAGGUCAUACCGUACGCUCGAUUCAAACUCGAAGACCCAUGUAACAUUGUUCUCCUCGAACCGUUUGUCCACACGUCACUAGAUCUGUACGCUUUCAUUGCAUUGUCGCCGUCGUCCUCAACUGUCAAUGGGCUUAUCAAGAUGGUAAAAUCCGACAAUGACCGGCGUCAACAAGAAAUGGAUCGAAGGGGCGGUGCAAAAUAUCGUUCGCUCAAUUUUCUUUCCUCCAGUUUCACCAACCCAGAAUAUGAAUUACUUGCUCUGCACCCAGAGCAUUUCCUGCCUCGUGGCUCCGUCCUCCCCAUUUAUGAACCCACUACCGGAACUUGGAAGAAUUAUGUCCCAUCGCGCGACCGAUGCCUCCGCGAGUCGAUUGAACCUGACAGUCCUCGCUUACCACCCUUCCGCCAUGACUUUCAAAACCGCGGCAAAUUUGACAACCUGAACAUUUUCCUCGUCGCUAUAAACGCCGAAAUCAAAUUUCGACGCUACUUGAAAAUGACUCAAGAGGACCCUCCUACGGCCGCUCUCCCAGAUGACAUUCUCGCGCUUAUGCGUUGCGUCUCAGAGCUUGUUGACCUCCUCUACUGGGUGCCUGUGCCAACGAAGGGCUCGAAGGGGCACACGAUAUUAGCUGAAAGGGCGCUCCUGAAGCGCAAACAUCGAGAAAGGGCUGGAAGACCACAGUACACUGAGACAGUGUCUGAUGAAGAGGGCGGGAUGGGCUUGCUGACUCCAAGUAAAGCUUGGAAAAUGUCAAAACGCUCUAGGCAGCUUGACUGGCUAGCCGAUGCGGAUGUGGAGACGCGGAAAGCUUAUGGAAGUGCGUUGAUGAGUGGCCAUGACAUCGAUUACGAUCCAGCCUUGUUCGAGGAUGCAUUCCCGAUUGAUGAUCCAGCACAUUUAUACUCUGACAAUGCAGCCAUGGAGAAAUGGAACCAAGGCGUUUCAAAGGGUCUGACUGCAUAGGCGAGCAUAGUACCACAGGGAAUUCCUUUUUCCUGGCGGAAUUUCUCCUCUACACAUUCACUCCACCACGUUAUAACGUUAUAUUUACUGCGUAACCACUUUGCGAACCAACCAGUGUGCACUACAGACAUAACAUUCCUAUUUAACAACGCGUCACA
Molecule: messenger RNA, 1486 nt
Organism: Laccaria bicolor S238N-H82
Lineage: Eukaryota; Fungi; Basidiomycota; Agaricomycetes; Agaricales; Hydnangiaceae
Exons: 7
Coding region: 72-1328 (418 amino acids)
Source: RefSeq, a predicted model, not a curated record